Equus quagga is the source of this 3842-nucleotide messenger RNA. It is a transcript of the gene ZNF182, whose product is annotated as zinc finger protein 182. Bases 963 to 2528 code for a protein of 521 amino acids. Lineage: Eukaryota; Metazoa; Chordata; Mammalia; Perissodactyla; Equidae. Gene Ontology annotation, biological process: negative regulation of transcription by RNA polymerase II. The record is from RefSeq and is a predicted model, not a curated record. The transcript has 4 exons. Gene Ontology annotation, molecular function: RNA polymerase II cis-regulatory region sequence-specific DNA binding; DNA-binding transcription repressor activity, RNA polymerase II-specific.
UCAGUCAAUGAGGGUAUGUGGGCUCAGUGGUGGACAAAGUUAUGGGGCUAGUCAGGGUUGAAUGGGGCUUAUUCAACUUUGACUUUUACACAUUUUCCAGCACAGUGACCUGCGCUGAGGGUUCUUACGCAUCCCUCAGGCCCCUCCUUCGGAGCGCCCCGCCUCUCCCUCUGCUCCUCUCCCCUUGCCCCAGCCCCUAGGUAGGGGCCUGGCGUGGAUGCUCCAGCUGAAGUGAAUCUGCAUCCGAAGGCUUCCUUCCGGCUCCUGGGCAAGACGGCCCCAGUGAGCUCUGCCUUCACACAUCUCUGCCUUUCCCCAGAAGAGCAGGAAAUGGCUGCAUCCCAGGCAUGUGCAAUUACAGGGACUUCUAACAUUUGAGGACGUCGCUGUGGAUUUCACCCAGGAGGAGUGGCAGUACCUGAACCCUCCACAGAGGACCUUAUACAGAGAUGUGAUGCUGGAGACCUAUAGCAACGUGGUCUCCGUGGGUAAGAAUGGCUCCCUCAGGUAAUUGCGCUGUUUAUUAUUAUUGUGUCUGAUAGAGGGCCUUUCCUUUCUCAAUUUCGGAACUCACAAGUUUCUGAACUGCUUAAAGAGUUUGACAUUGAAUUCCAGAGGUUAAAGUUCCUUUUCCCCCUUUGCUUUCCUGUCAGGGUGUUUGUGAGCUCAAAACCCAGGUGAAAUGGUUUGACUUGCUACUGUGUCAAGUGACAGGUCCCUUGUGCUGUCCCAAACUCCCCCUUCCUCUUUCUCGGAGGCUCUGAAGACCAAGGAGGUAUCGCUGUCAUUUCUCAUUAGCAGGGCAGCAGGUUACCAAACCAGACCUCAUCCUCAAAUUGGAGGUGGAAGAGCCGUGCCCAGCAGAAGGAAAAAUCCCAGUUUGGAGCUUUCCAGAAGAAGCCUGCCAAGUUGAUGAACAGAUUGAGAGACAGCACCAGGAUGAUGAAGAUAAAUGUAUCUUGAUGCAAGUUGGAUUCCCUGAUGAGAAAACAGUUACCACCAAGAGUGACCAUGACUAUAAUGAAUUUGGAAGCACACUUCACCUGAGUACAAACCUUGUCGUUUCAAUACAAAGACCCCAUAAAUAUGAGUCAUUUGGAAAUAAUAUGGUAGAUAAUUUAGACUUAUUUAGUAGAAGCUCUGUAGGAAAGAAACAUGAUAACGGAUGUGCAAAAUUAUUCUUCCAUACUGAGUACGAGAAAACAACUCCUGGAGUGAAACCCUAUGGAUAUAAAGAGUGUGGAAAGGCCCUCAGGCGAAAGAAAGGUCUUAGUCUACAUCAGAGGAUUAAAAAUGGAGAGAAGCCCUUUGAAUGUACUGCAUGUAGGAAAACCUUUAGCAAGAAGUCACACCUCAUUGUACAUUGGAGAACUCAUACGGGAGAGAAACCCUUUGGAUGUACUGAAUGUGGAAAAGCCUUUAGCCAAAAAUCUCAGCUCAUCAUACACCUGAGAACUCAUACAGGAGAGCGACCCUUUGAGUGUCCGGAAUGUGGAAAAGCCUUCAGAGAAAAGUCAACUGUCAUCAUUCAUUACAGGACUCACACAGGAGAGAAACCUUAUGAAUGUAAUGAAUGCGGAAAAGCCUUCACUCAGAAGUCAAACCUCAUUGUCCAUCAGAAAACGCACACAGGAGAGAAGACUUACGAAUGCACUAAAUGUGGGGAAUCUUUCAUACAGAAGCUUGAUCUAAUUAUACAUCAUAGUACUCAUACAGGGAAGAAACCCCAUGAAUGUAAUGAGUGUAAGAAAACUUUCAGUGAUAAGUCAACUCUCAUUAUACAUCAAAGAACUCAUACGGGAGAGAAACCUCAUAAAUGUGCUGAAUGUGGGAAGUCUUUCAAUGAGAAGUCAACCCUCAUUGUGCAUCAGAGAACUCAUACAGGAGAGAAACCCUAUGAAUGUGAUGUGUGUGGAAAAACUUUCACCCAAAAGUCAAACCUCGGUGUACAUCAGAGAACUCAUUCAGGAGAGAAACCUUUUGAAUGUAAUGAAUGUGAGAAAGCGUUCUCUCAGAAAUCCUAUCUCAUGCUACACCAGAGAGGUCAUACAGGGGAGAAGCCCUAUGAGUGCAAUGAAUGUGAAAAAGCAUUUUCCCAGAAAUCAUAUCUCAUUAUACAUCAAAGAACUCAUACAGAAGAAAAACCCUAUAAAUGUAAUGAAUGUGGCAAAGCCUUCAGAGAAAAGUCAAAGCUCAUUAUACACCAGCGAAUUCAUACAGGAGAGAAACCCUAUGAAUGUCCUGUAUGUUGGAAAGCUUUUAGCCAGAAGUCACAGCUCAUAAUACAUCAGAGAACACACACAGGAGAGAAACCCUAUGCAUGCACUGAGUGUGGCAAAGCUUUCAGAGAAAAAUCAACAUUCACAGUACACCAGAGAACUCAUACCGGAGAGAAACCCUAUAAGUGUGCAGAAUGUGGGAAAGCCUUUACCCAAAAAUCAAACCUUAUUGUACAUCAGAGAACACAUACAGGAAAGAAGGCCCAUGGGAAAGGCCACACCCGAAAGUCAAAGCUCAUUGCACACUAGAGAGUAAAUCGACAGUGCCUGUUACAUACACUGAAGGAAAGCUUUGUUGAUUUAAUUAACAUUUUAAAAGUAUGUUCUGACUUCUGGUUUAAAUAUGGGGAGUAAAAUCAGCCUUUUCUUUUCAUCUCAGGCUUCACCCAAAAGCUACAGGGGGAAAAAGCAGCAGAAGUGUAAUCUCUGACAAAAUUAGAAGAGAGCUGAAACCCUGAUGAGAGGGCUGCCAGAGGCAGAGGAACUCAAGUACCAGCACAGGAGACUCAGAACAGAGAGAACUCUCAUGGCUGCAGAUGUGAGACGGGACUGGGAAGGAGUCUUAGCUGGGGUUCAGGCUAUACCCUGAGGGCAAGACUAUACACAUACACAACAGCAGUACCAGAGGGCAUGGGCUGCUGGGAGGUAGGAGGUCUCCUGGACCCAUUUGGGGUCUGAGAAGAGACAGGCAGGGGCUUCGACAAGGAAUCACUCGGACAAGCCGUACUUGCAGAAAGUAGCUUGUGCUCACAGGAGGAGCAGUUGGCGGGGGCUAGGGCAAGAGAAGGGAGUGCUCCUUGUGAAGGACCCUACAGCUGCCCCUGUUUGCUGACGUGGGAGAUGUCAAGUUGAAACGACUACCAAAUGGAAAAAAAAAAUCCCAGUUGUAAGAAAAACUCUGAUCUGCCCAGAAUGCGGCCCCUGUUUCUUCUACCACAUGAACCUCCAGAAAACAUCAAGUCCAGAAAAAACUAUUCAAAGUGGAAUGAUUCCAAAGUAAUCAAAACCAUGAAUGCACAUGGCUUGUGAGCCAGCAGUCCCCCUUCUAGGAAUGUAUAUACUCAUGCAUGUACAGAAUGACGAACACAGAGGGAUUCACUGAUCCACUGUUUAUAAAAACAAAAGGUGGAAAGCUGUCCAAAUGACACCACCAGGGAUCUGGUUCCUGAAAUCCUGGUACAUUCAUACAGCAAACUCCUAGGUAGACAAAAAUGCAUAAAUAUAUAAAGAGAACUUGGACACCAUUUGUGUAGUGAUGUGGGAUGGUCUCCAGCAUACAUUAUUAGGCGAGAAAAGCAAGGUGCAGGAUAAUGAAUAUAAUAUGCUACCAUUUGUAUCUAAAAAGGAGAACCAAUAGUAAGUACAUAGUUGAGUGUAUAUGCACAAACUAUCUGGGGAAGGAUACACGAGAAGCUGGGAACCCUGAAUACCUCUGGGAAAGGGAAGGGGAAGUGGGUGGCUGGGAGGAUGGAAUUGGGAGGGAGACAAUUGUAUACCCUUUGAUAACUUUUGAAAAUUAUAGUAUGUGGAUGUACUACCUUUUCAAUAAAUAAAACUUUUUAA